Messenger RNA from Paramacrobiotus metropolitanus, 3552 nucleotides. Its product is annotated as putative exonuclease GOR. The record is from RefSeq and is a predicted model, not a curated record. NCBI's taxonomy places the organism in Eukaryota, Metazoa, Tardigrada, Eutardigrada, Parachela, Macrobiotidae. The transcript has 8 exons. Gene Ontology annotation, cellular component: nucleus. Gene Ontology annotation, molecular function: exonuclease activity; nucleic acid binding. The coding region runs from base 249 to 2966 and encodes 905 amino acids.
CUUAUUUCAUCGACCAAGUUUGUAUGUUAUUAGAGUUAACGACUAAUGGCUAACCAGCAGAAAAUUCCUAAAAAAAGAUCAUUGACUAGUUAAUCCCUCCUUAUUUUAGAUGGUUCCUAAUUUUUUGCCAGUUUGAUCUUGGAGGAAAAACUUCUUCGUAGUCAGUGUAGAGCCUUUAUGGGUAUUUUUAUACAUUUUAAUUCCUUUUUAUCCAUAACCAACAACGAUCACGGAGAAAUUCCGCCACAAUGUUCGGCGGGACCGGUUCGUUCCGCGGCUAUCUGUGUCCGCAGCUGAAAUCUCCCAACAACAAGAACCAAGCUGGUUCUUCGGGUCUCGCUACCUGUGGACGACCGCAUUGCAAAUACAGCCACUCUGCGGAAUUGCUCUCUCAGCAACAGAACGGGAUUACUGCGUCCUCCAAUCCAUAUUCCACUAAAAGGUCAUCAUUUUCAGCCGGCUCCCGACUGAGUCCACCGGUGGAGACACCGUCACCAUCUUCCUCGACCAGUAUUCCACCGGUUUGGCCCACGGAAGAGUCGGUGCGCGGCGCGGACGAUGCUGUCAGUGUCGUGGCACCUUUGCACAAUGGUGCUGCAGCGGUUUCUUUGCCACUCGACAGCAGUAAAGUCACGCUCCAAAAAAGCGAAAUUGACGGGUUAAUCGUGAGACCCAACAGCGAUCAUAUCCCUCGCCCGACCUACAGUGAUGCACCCGAUCAGUCCACCAGCGAGCGCAACCCCUACAGCUUCGACUGGGUGGAUUCCACCCAGAACACCCAACCCAACGACCUCGAGUACGAUCCUAUCAACAACUGGCGCAUGCCCUUCCGCAGUACCAUCACCGAGCCGGAAGCAGUCGAAACCGCCACUUCGCCCGCUCCCUCGGAGACGGUGCCCCCAGCGGUAGCAGCCGCCGCUCCGCCUGCCAACCUCACAGCGGCCGCCGCCAUCCGGCACCGGAUAGCCGAAACGGAUUCCGUUGUGGCGCUAGGAAAGAAGCCGGUGGGACGUCCGCCGGCUGCGGCAGUUCCCGGGAAGAUUGCCCCGGCGUCCUCGUGGGUGCCGGCACCACGGAAACGCGUCGAGAAAUCCCCGGCGGAACCGCCGCGGUUGGUGAAGAAGAAGGCGCGGUUUGGGAAGGCCGUGGAUGAUGAUGACGUGAUGGAGAUCCCCGUGCAACCUAGUGGGAAGACCGCCGGUACCAGUGAGGCAGAAGUUAUGAAGAGUCUAUUUGGCGCGGAUGACGAAGAGGACGAUGAGAUUAUGGUUGAACUGCCCAUUGAAAUGCCAGCCAAACCGGUAAUUCCGCGUGGUUUUCCCAAAAAUCCCCAAAAGCUCCUACAAACUUUAACCGUACCCGAAGCUCCACCGCCAUCCCGACCGGCCGAACCCGUUUCUCCCCGUCCCAGUCAGCCACCGCGGAAGAAAAUUGCCACCCCCCAGCAGCAGCUGGAGAUGCGCAUGAAGGCCAUUGAGGAACAGAAGAGACAGUUGGCCGCCGCCGCGGCAGCAUCCGCGUCCGGAUCUCAAAGUAUUACUGCCCCUGUGAUUGCCGCUGCGGUGGAUAAGGGUGAAAAGCGCGUAGCGCACCAGCCAGUGGCUGGUGGCACACCGGCUGCGCAAAUACCGCGCGUGAUGGCUGUGUCGGGGAGUAAACUAUCGCUACCCUUCCGGCAACAGGUGCUGGAGAAGUUUAUCCAACAUAUGUCGCAGAUUUAUCCUUCCCAAAAGGAAGCUGUAGACAGAGCUGUGCAGACCGAGAAAGAUAUUGCCGUGAAUUCGUUUCACAUGGGAACGUACAGGAAUAAGGCCACGCAAGAGUUGGUAAAGUUAAAGCAAGCCGUCGCACCCGUUGUACCAGCCGCUGUGGGCGCUACGACCGGCCAAAAGGACAAGCCUAUGACGUUCCCGAAAGCCAGUCCCACUACGCCACAGCAGCAGAAGCAGAAUUUUUCCGUCAUGCCCAAGAAUACUCAACAGAGAAUUAUUAACAACGACCCGCGAAUGUGGAGCGAUAUGGAGUUUUAUGCCGCUAUGAAAAAGUCCGUUCUCACGGAAGACCAUCUUGUGAUCAAUGGCUAUCCAUUGAUACAGGCUAAGAAACAAGAUGGUGAAAAUCGCCGCGACGGACUGCAGCUGUACAUUGCCAUGUCGGGUAAAAUUACCCCGGACCGUAUUACUCAGACACGCCGGAUAUGUUGUCGUUGUAAGAAAGACUUUACGGUGGAUUUCGAAGGCAAUUACGCCCGCGAUGAAGAGUGCGUGUAUCACUGGGGGAAGGCCUUCUCCCGGCGCGUGUCCGGUGAAGGCAUCGCGGCCAAACGGACCUGCUGCUCGGAUGAAUCAUCCUCGUACGGCUGCUGUGUGGCUAAGUGUCACGUGGCCGACACCAUCCCCUCGUUAUCGGGAUUCGUAUCCAGUACGGGGGUACCUGCCACGCGGCCCGAAGAUAAAUGCAAAGUGUUCGCCAUCGACUGCGAAAUGAUCUACACCGUCGGUGGGAUUGAGUUGGCGCGGGUGACAAUGGUGGAUCGGCAUCUGAAGACAGUGUACGAGACGCUGGUGAAGCCGAAACAGCGCAUUAUCGACUGUAAUACACGCUUCAGUGGACUGAAACCGGAGAUGUUCAACCGGGAGUUGGGCAAGGGGAUGAAGAGCAUUGAAGAGGUGCAUAAAGAUCUGCUAGGCGGGUUGAUCACGGAAGACACUAUCCUGAUUGGGCAUUCGCUGGAGUCGGAUCUGCUGGCCAUGAAGCUGAUUCAUCGCAACAUUGUGGAUACGUCCAUUGUGUUCCCGCAUAAACGCGGCCCACCAUUCAAGCGAGCAUUACGAAAUUUAAUGCGUGAGUUGUUAAAUAAAAUCAUCCAAGAGGAUGUGGGGGGACAUGACAGUCGGGAAGACGCGGCAGCCUGUAUGGAGCUGAUGAUGUGGAAAACAAAACAAGACCGUGAGCGCCGUACAUGAAAAUUGCAAUGUUUGGCCAGAAUUUCUCGCCCAGAACGUGACAGUGACCGAGUUAAAAUUGACUGAAUUUUCGACAGCAUUUUUUGUAAUAAAGAGUUCAUUUAUGCUAAAACCCAUGAAUUCGGUUAUGGGAGCUGUGUGGUUACAUCUCCUGGACGCUCAAUGAAGCCGAUAAUGUAGAUGAUUUUAUUCUUAUAUGAUUUUGUUGUGCGGCUCUUGGUUGGGGUUGGAAACUUUAGUAUUACCGCUUGAGUGUUGUUUUUUUGUGGAUUAGAUCUUUUUGUGUGUGCUGCGUAACUGUUGUUUAUGCUUUUGUAUCAUGUUUGAUUUGUUCUUCUAAUUAUACUUAUUUUUACCAUGUUUAUUUUAUUGAUGUGUAUCUGAUAUUUCACUAUUUACCCGAUUAAUUUGUUAACUUUGCGAGCCACUAAUCAAGGCUGUUAUGACAUUGGGUGUGCAGCAAUGGAAAAGAAAGAAAAAAGGCUGACACAUGAAAAGCACGUUGGAAAAGAAAGUGAACCCGGCGAGAAAGCUGAGGUGAACGUGCUGUGCUGACUAUAUGGAAAAAAAAGGCAUUAAAGACGUU